Messenger RNA from Aplysia californica (California sea hare), 4709 nucleotides. Its product is annotated as exonuclease mut-7 homolog. Lineage: Eukaryota; Metazoa; Mollusca; Gastropoda; Aplysiida; Aplysiidae. The record is from RefSeq and is a predicted model, not a curated record. Gene Ontology annotation, biological process: nucleobase-containing compound metabolic process. Gene Ontology annotation, molecular function: nucleic acid binding; 3'-5' exonuclease activity.
AUCACUAUUUUGUUGUUGUGUUGUGAAGUCGGCCUGCUCGGCCGCGUCGUCUGUUUUGGCUUUCAGUUUGAGUUUGCAAGGACCCACUUCAAAUUGUCAAGUUUCGACCUGAGAAGAACACUGUCCAAAAUUUGUUCUUUCGUACCCUACCAGAUAGUUGAGAUAGUGGAUGGAUACAGAGGACACCUGGAAAAAAGAAACAAUUCUUAAUAAAGGCAAAGACAAUUAGCAGGGCUAAUAUCUAUUGACUUGAUGAUAACAAUUACGUAUCUGAUAUGGCAGGCAUUUGUUGGUAAAAAUAAAAGAAAGUUGGAAGUGUCAUCAUUUGUAAAAGUGAAUGGUGGGCAUCCUCUACAAAGUGCUGACCCAAGUGUUUCAAAUUCAUGUCUAGUCGCACCAGCAGUCAACCAAGCUUCUCAGUUUUUAGCUGUUAUUAUAGAGUUUUUUGACAAUCUGUGUGCCUUGCCAUAUCAUCAUCCACCAUCAGGUGUAACAGUUAGUAACGUGACGACAUCUACUACUGCAAGAGAAGUAAUUUACUGCACAGUGACAGGCCCAGUGUUCGUAGUUCUAGACUGAGAUCUAGAUCAAAUAGUCUUCCACUACUACCACUCACUGUCAGUGCACCUGGUGAGAAUCCUUUGAUUUCAACAACAAAUUGUUGGUGCCAUUGCCACAGAGUUGCCGUCAAACAUUCCCAUCAAGUGACCUCUUCUUCGAAAUCGAGAGUAUCCCAGUCUGCUUCUUCUUCAAAAGGUCAAAAUCAGGAGGAACAGGUUUACGGAUUUUCUCCAUCAUCCUGUGGUCAUUCUCUCGUUGAAAGAAAGAGCACGAAAAGUAGUUGCGACUCGCAGAAAGGAAAACAAGCAGAAAGGAGAAAAAAACAAAAAGCCAAGAUGGACAAGAAACGUUUUCAAGGAACAAAGAAGCCCUCAAAGUCAAAGUAUGCUGGCGCUGGCCGUGGUAUACUGAAUUCCCAUCUGGCGGGAGAAGAUGCUUCAGUAGCAGCGGCAAAUUCCUGGGCUGCUGGAAUAUGGAAGGGAAAAGCGAACAGUAGGCCAGAACUCUCAAAUGAUGCCCUGGAGAGGCUGCUAUCAGAACUACAGAGUAUCUGGUUGGACGACAGGAUCGGAAACAAGAAAGCUAAGUCUGAGGCUGUCUAUACCCGACUGGGAGUUGCCUUAAAAUCUGAGUCAAAUCCCUGGGAAGCAGCUUUGUCCCUUUUCACAGCUGCGGAGGACUACCCACUGGCAAAGACAUCCACUCUGUCAUUUCAGAUUUUGAAUGAAUUUCAAAAGUGGGUCCUUUCAAGUGAAAAUGUGCACUUUGAGCGGAAAUCAGAAUUUUUGACUGAAGACCUACGUACCAGAGUAUUUUAUGCCACAACGGGGAAGCACAUUUCUUUCUUCAAUGUGGCUGUGAAGGCCUAUUCACUUGAUCACCGAGGAAAUGAAUAUUUUCUGCCCAUGGCCAAAGCUUUUCUUCUUCGAGACAAGUUGACAGAGGCUGCACAAGUGAUCAGUAAGCUUAGGCUACAGUCACACUUCAAACAAGAGGAGGUCCUGAUGCCGUUGCUGUUCUCUGACAAAGUCAACAUCAUAGAAUCGUACGUGAGCGGCAACCCUGAGCAGCAGCGAGCCGUCCUGUCACUGUUGGAUUACCUGUGUGCCCGCUCCACUGACAUUCUGUCCUACGCCCAGUCAGCAGGUAUGAAGAACAUCAAAGGUGAAAAACUGAGCAAGAAAGUGUUGAGCAAGUUUGCCAUGAGACUCAUCAAGCUCUUUGACAUCCCUCCAGAAACUUGUCCCAAUAUCACAGAGAACAGGGCAAUGGGUGCAGUCCGCUAUUUGCUCUAUAAAUACUACAUUGAGAAGUCCAUGGCUCACAACAGCUGGGAGGAUAUGCUGGAGAGUGCAGUGGGUGAGAAUAAGAACCUGCAGCAACAGCUGGUCACGGAGCUGCUGGGCUACAACGACGUGAUGGAGGCCUUGACCUGGGCCGACCGCUACCAGCUGGAGGACGAGAAGCUGGACCCCACAGUGCUGGAGGCCAGGCAGAGGCAGAGGGAAGCGGAGGUGAGGCUGUCCUCCGGCCCACCCGUACAGCCGGACCACGGGUUCGUCGCGGAGGAGGACUGGGACGCUGAGAUAGCCGCUGAGGGCCCGGCCAAGCCCUUCUCCAUCCACUACAUGUUGCCGCUGCCGGAGCACUACGUUUCCAUGGUAACCACCAGGGAGGAGCUGGAGGUGUGCCUCGACAGGAUUCGGAAGCCAUUCACAACAAUCGGUAUUGACGCGGAGUGGAAGCCGGCCAUGGGUCGCGCCACCCAACAGGUGGCGCUGCUGCAGCUGGCGGUGGAGGAGCGGGUGUUCCUGCUGGACUGCGUGGCUCUACGGACACAGCUGGUAGACGCUGAGUGGGCUCAGCUGGCCGCCACCAUCUUCUGUGAUAAGAAAGUCAUUAAACUGGGGUUUGGUCUUGACACAGAUCUACGAAUGUUGACUAAAUCUUUCCCUGCCAUGGAAGAUUCUAUACUCAGGAUGGCCAGAGUUAUUGAUCUGGAGAAACUGGCCAGAAAGGUGUUGCAGGAUUAUGACUGUAGUCUGAUGGACAUGUCCAAGUUUGGGAAAGCUGGGGAACUUGUCGACAAUUCUUCAGGAAAAGCAAAAGCAGGUCCGUCCAAAGACCGGCGUGUGCCGGCCACCAUAGUCUACAAACGUGAGGAGAAGGGGCUCAGUCUGUUGGCCAUGAAGACGCUGGGCAAACCGUUGAGCAAAGCCGAGCAGAUGUCCAACUGGGAGAAGAGGCCGCUACGCCAGUCGCAGAUACACUACGCAGGACACAUGGAGACUGUGGAGAUCAGCAGACGAGAAGACAGAAUUAUACUCACCACAAAAGGCCCCUUUGAACAGAUCCGAGCCAAUGUGGGAAGCGCCAUGUGUUUCUGUGUGUCGUGCGACAAAAACGCCCGUGAGCAGACCCUGGACGUCCUACGCUACUUCUGCGUCAAGGUCUCCAAGGAAGACAUUUUCAGUCGCUGUGCUGAGAGUCUCUACAUCUACAACCUGCAGAAGCAGCAGCACUGGCUGUUGGCCGGGGCCAGCGGAGGCGUGUCGCUCUACGAGCUCGAUCAGGACACGAGGUCAAGGUUCUUGGAGCACGGCAUCGACGCGGCCACCAUCUCCUUCCUGCACAACCGCGUGCGCAUUCAGGUGGAGACAGUUCCCAAACAAGAGGCUUUCUCCAACAUCAAGGAGUUCUUUGUCUGUGUGGUGUGUGGCAAGGUGUACUGGGAAGGCUCGCACUUCGACCGCGUCUGUGCCCAGUUUGAGCACGUUCUCCAGCUGAACCCUGGGGGGGUGGGAGAGGAAGAGCUGAUGGACGGAGAGGAUGACGACGACGAUGAGGAGGACGAGGAUGGAGAUGACUUUGAGGAUGAUGAAAGUGACUCAGGGCAAGCAGGGGGUGGAAGUUGAGCUGUGUGCGCUCGUGAGAUUAUGAAUGUUUUUAUGAGUGAAAAUCUGUUUCUUGUUUAGAAAAAUGUGUGGGGAACGGGUUUGUUUGCUGGUUUAUUAAAUAGAUUUUUUGGUUUUUUUGUGCUGAUUUUGCUGAAAGAAAAGAAAGGCUUUCUUGAAAAUUAUAAAUGUUUUUGGUUGCUGAUUUGUAGAAAUGUAUGCAAUCUCAUAGGGACCACUGAUGUUUAAAUAUGUUACAACCCAAAAUGCGGAAUAAAUUAUGAAAUGUUUGGUAUUUGAUGAUAUGCAAGUAAUUGUUGUUACUAAACUUAUGAAUCAUGAACGGCGAAUUUAACCUGUGCUGUCUUUAUUGAUUUGUUUCAUUUUUUUGGUUCUUAAUUUCUCAUUGCUCUCAAGACCGAUUGAUCUCUCAAAAUCAGAGAUUUGUUUGUGUUUGUGUGUGUGUGUGUGUGCGCGUGCGUGCAUGUGUGCGUGCGUGCGCGUGCAAGGAAGAAAGGUUUGAAUGUCAGCUAAAAAAGAUGCUGCUUAGCUAGACCUAAAGGUUAACAUUUACAAAAGUUAAAAGUGUUAAAUGUUAAAAAUGUUAACUUGGUUUGUCUCAGGAAAUUCUGAAAGAGUUUACUUUUGAUGCUUGUGUAUGAGUGUUAUAUAAUAAUAUGUUAAAAAAGAUGAGUUGUGCACUGGUGUCUGUGGUGUAGCGGUAGCGCACUUCAUCGUCUCAUGUUGAAGAUGUGAGUUUUAUUCCUGCGUGGGGAGGUAUCUUUUGAGUAUCUCCGUCUGUCUGCUGAGAUGUUGUAUCCCUCUUUGAUUGUGUAGACCCUGAUAAGUAGGGUAGAGGCAGCCUCCCUUCUAAAUGAUCUGAAUUGCAUCUAUCAAGGUGUAAAACAUAUUCAGUUACAGCCACAUGAGUAUGACUAUCUUUACACUUCUAUGCACAAUGGACACAUGGAGGGGAGGGGUAGGGCUCAAAGGAUUAUGGAAGCGCAUAUGAUCAUUACAGGUUUUUUUGGGCAUUUUUAAACAUUAUUUUUUUUCUUUUUUAUGUGAACCGUUUUUUCCUUUAUUCUCAUGUUCGUUUAUCUGGAACCUUGUACUGGUAUGGACAAACUAUGUCAAAAUGUUGGUGCUGCUUCUUUAACAACUGAGCUUUGUUGAGAACUUGUCAUUCAGUAGAUUCAAUGACUUCACAGGAGAGUGGUAAAAUUAAAAAUACUUUAAAGUUCUGUAGUAAAA